UCUGUGCCAGACCCUGCCCAAUCCGCCGCGCAUCCGGGGACGGCGCGGAGCUGUUGGGCGUGAGGCCCCUCCCUUCCCCCCGGGCCGCCUUCUGUGGCGGCGGGCAAGGGGCUGGGAGGGCUGGCGUCGCCAUGCGAUUUCGGGCUAAGAUCGUGGAUCUUGCCUGCCUCAACCACUUCAGCCGUGAGUAUGUCGGGGCAGGCUCAAGGGCGGCAGUGCCUCUGUGAGCGGCUGGGGCCGGCUUUCUCGGACAAAGAAAAGAGGAAGGGAGAAACUGGGGUGCAUGGAGUGAUCACCGCUGUAACAUCCUCCUCCCUCCCUCCGGCAGGUAUAAUUAACACAAUCGUCAAGUUAGCCAAGACCUGCAUCCUGCGUCUUACUGUCUGCAAGCUGUAUUUCAUCCUCUCCGAUAAAGUAGCAAAUGGAGGCGCCAGUAUGUGGUGUGAGCUGAGCCAGGGGAAUUUCUUCGAUGAAUUUCAGAUGGAAGGAGUAGCUGCAGAGCACAAUGAAAUCUAUUUAGAGUUUGUGCCUGAGAACCUAUGGAGAGCAUUAAAAACUGCCCAGAGUGCUAAGGCAGUGAAGAUCAAGUUGACUAAUAAACACUGUCCCUGUCUCAGAGUUGCUGUGGAGCUACCAUCCUUAUCAAGCUGCAGUAGGAUUGUGACACAUGACAUUCCUGUGGGAGUUAUUCCCAGAAGAAUGUGGAAUGACUUCAGAGAGCCCAGCAUGCCAGACUUUGAUGUCAGUAUUUACCUACCAGUGCUGAAAACAAUGAAGAGUGUUGUGGAAAGAAUGAAGAAUCUCAGCAAUUUCAUUGUGAUUGAAGCAAACUUGAGUGGUGAAAUGAACUUGAAAAUAGAAACAGACUUAGUAUCUGUAACAACACAUUUUAAAGACCUGGGAAAUCCUCCCUGGGCAUCAGAGGACGGAUGUCAAAGUUCUGGUCAAGGUAGAGAUCUCGAAAGUAUGGCUGAAGCAUGCAUAGACAUCAAGAAGCUGCAGCAGCUGCUUGCUGGACAGCAAGUCAAUCCUACAAAAGCAUUGUGCAAUAUUGUACAUAAGAGAAUUGUCCACUUCAUCUUGCUCCAUGAGGAGGUUUCACUUCAGUAUUUUAUUCCAGCAAUUGCCUGAGUGUUUUGGAAUCUUGGUAAUUUUCCAGCCUGAGGCCUCUUUCAUGAAGUCUGAAAUCUUUCGUGAAUUGCUGGAUUAUUCUGAUGUGAGACACUGUUAGAUGCAGCCAUCAGAUGGACAUUAUUUCAAUAUUUAUGGAAAUGUUCAAAAUUCCUCCUCGUCCAGACAGCCAUUUUUUGCGAAUAGUUAUAUGCUAUGAAAGACACAAUGCUGGGGAGCAUUGGUAUAUCUUACUCUUAGGAGGAGCAAAACAGAAAUUUGUCUUAGCCACAGUUCAAAACAUUCCAAAAGCACACUGAAUUAAAUACUUCAGUCUUCUCAAAAAACUAAAGGUAGAAUUCACCUCUGGAGCUGCUGUUGUGUGUAUUCAGUAUUGAGCAAUGCAAUCCAAGUUAAGGGAUCUCUGAGCAAGCUGUAAUACCUCCAUGAAACAGGAGAGCCUUCUGGAGGGGUGCCUGAUUGGUAUUUGUCUGGUCAAGUAUGCACAACCCUCCUGAAGUUGUAUGGAAUUGAAUUCUGUUCCAGUAGGAAUCUUUUGAUUACACUUGCUCCAACAUAUCUCAGUAGCUCUGUUCAUGCUUACUCUUUGUUUAACUCUUGGCCUGGGAGGAUGAGCAAAACAGUCUGAAUUACUUUGUUAAUGUGGGCAGUGAAAAUCAUUAUGUACGGAAUGAAUAUCAUAUGAGGAUGUGCGAGCACAGCAAUUGGUGUGAAAUAAAGAAAAAGUUAUCCAUGGA
Messenger RNA from Zonotrichia leucophrys gambelii, 1868 nucleotides. RefSeq names its product HUS1 checkpoint clamp component (gene HUS1). Gene Ontology annotation, cellular component: checkpoint clamp complex; nucleolus; site of double-strand break. Gene Ontology annotation, biological process: telomere maintenance; nucleotide-excision repair; mitotic intra-S DNA damage checkpoint signaling. The coding region runs from base 190 to 1131 and encodes 313 amino acids. The transcript has 8 exons. The record is from RefSeq and is a predicted model, not a curated record. Lineage: Eukaryota; Metazoa; Chordata; Aves; Passeriformes; Passerellidae.